AUGCAGAUGCCAGACGUCCCCAUGAACGUCCCAAUCGACGACCCGAACGCAGACACAGAAUGGAACGACAUACUCCGCAAGCACGGCGUAAUCCCCGAAAAGCCCCCGUCACCAACUCCUAUGAUCCAAGAAGCCAUCGAAGAAGCCCGCAGACUCGCACACGACAACAGGCUAGAAGGCAAGGACUUGGAUGAACUCGCGGAGCUGGAGGAUGAAGAGGACGAGGAUUUCCUCGAAUCAUACCGCAAGAAGCGCAUGGCUGAGCUAUCCACUACCACGGCCGCGAGCAUCUACAACCAGGUCUACCACCUCCAGAAGCCCGACUACUCGAAAGACGUCACCGAGGCAUCGCAAAAGGCACACGUUCUUGUCCUCUUGACGAGCUCACAGGGCACGAAUACCGAGUCGAGGGUGCUGAUUGAGAUAUGGCGAGAACUCGCCAAGAGAUUCGGGGACGUCAAGUUCUGCCAGAUGCGGGCGGAUCUGUGCAUUGAGGGGUAUCCAGAUAAGAACACACCGACUGUGUUGAUAUAUAGGGACGGAGAUAUCAGAAGGCAGAUUGUCACGCUGAGGGACUUGAGUGGGCCGCGAACCAGCGCGCAAGACGUGGAAAAACUGCUCGUGGACGUUGGCGCCGUCAAGGUGGGCGACUCGCGACUGCAGCAGCGGAGGAAGGAAGAUGCAGAGGUCAACACGAGCUCGAUACGGCAAGGCAAGACGGGUGGAGACGACGACGAUAGCGAUUGGGAUUGA
Messenger RNA from Cucurbitaria berberidis CBS 394.84, 753 nucleotides. Its product is annotated as thioredoxin-like protein. Bases 1 to 753 code for a protein of 250 amino acids. Gene Ontology annotation, cellular component: cytoplasm. Lineage: Eukaryota; Fungi; Ascomycota; Dothideomycetes; Pleosporales; Cucurbitariaceae. The transcript has 2 exons. The record is from RefSeq and is a predicted model, not a curated record. Gene Ontology annotation, biological process: protein folding.